AUGAAACUCCUAUCAAUAUUAUUAUUGGUUUUGGCCAUCAAAACCAUCUCAUCACAAUUUGUUGACAAUUUAAAAAUUUACAAAUGUAGUGAAAGUGGUGGUUCUGUCAGCUGGAGCAAUGCAACCACAGUUACCGAUUUCGAAGUUACAUCCAAUAUGGGUUUAGCAAUUCAACAAACUUUUGCAUCAAUUUGCUACGAUGACGAAUAUUUACGUAUCAAAGCCAACUGUAUCGAUAAUAAUAUUAUCUCACCAUACAAUCAAUGUAACCAAGAUUUAUUCGAUGCUGAUGUUUUUGAAAUCUUUUUAGCCUACACCGAUGCAAACUCUGUCGCUGUAAAUUACCUUGAAGUCGAGUUAUCACCAUAUGGUGUAUUAUUUGUCUCAUCCGUUUAUAACCCAAAUGAUGCAUGUGUUGGUAUUCAAGAUAAUCUUGUAGAUUGUGACCAAAGUGGUAUUAUUUACGAAGCUGGUCCAGUUACCUCUGGUUGGAGUGGUGAAUUAUCAAUUCCAUUUUCAUUAAUUCAAAAAGCCUCAGGAAAUCCAAGUGGUUCAAACAAUGUCUAUAAACUCAAUAUGUUCCGUAUUGACGUUCCACAAUAUGGCUACAAAGAGUAUUCAUGUUAUCAUGCCGAUAACACCAACCCACCUUGCUUCCAUGUUCCAUCUUACUUUGGUGCCUUAAGUCUCAACUAA
Dictyostelium purpureum is the source of this 696-nucleotide messenger RNA. RefSeq lists its product as uncharacterized. The coding region runs from base 1 to 696 and encodes 231 amino acids. NCBI's taxonomy places the organism in Eukaryota, Evosea, Eumycetozoa, Dictyosteliales, Dictyosteliaceae. The transcript has a single exon. The record is from RefSeq and is a predicted model, not a curated record.